This is a messenger RNA of Asparagus officinalis (garden asparagus), 2156 nucleotides long. Its product is annotated as peroxisome biogenesis protein 6-like. The transcript has 6 exons. NCBI's taxonomy places the organism in Eukaryota, Viridiplantae, Streptophyta, Magnoliopsida, Asparagales, Asparagaceae. Gene Ontology annotation, molecular function: ATP hydrolysis activity. Gene Ontology annotation, biological process: protein import into peroxisome matrix. Bases 582 to 1310 code for a protein of 242 amino acids. Gene Ontology annotation, cellular component: cytosol; peroxisomal membrane. The record is from RefSeq and is a predicted model, not a curated record.
UUUAUUUUUGGUUCCAAGCGCCACAAUUUCCACACUAAAUUUUCAUUUGACCGCUCCAUAAAAACCCUAAAAACCAUUCAAGUCCCCAAUUCUUCAUUCAGCAUCUCCCGAUCUCCUCCUUUGCCUCUCAUCCUACUCCGCUCGAACUUCCCGCACACCGACCUCGAUGGUGUCAAGAUCCCUCCGGAUCACCGGCGGCUCAUUUUCGUGGGAAAGCAGCUUGAGGAUGGCCUAAUCUCACUCUUCAAUCGAUCCAUUGAAUGCCCUUGAAUCUGGCAAGAUUCGGGAGGACCAGCAGGAGUUUCGAGCGUCGAAGCUUAGAUCUAGGGUUCGAUGAUUGCCUGAUAUUGGGGGCGGGGAUUUGGAAAUCUAAGGUUUGAUGAUUGCCUGAGAUUGGGGAUAAUAAAGUGGGGAGAUGAGAGGGGAGGUCGAGGGGGUAAAGGGACAAUGAUUGGGGUGGGGGGUCAUUGGUGCUCCGAUCACGGAGUUAUGGGUCAUCACAGCAAGUGCAUAAUUCACUUUGUUCAGUCUCCACAUUGCCGAACACUUUGACGCCGGUUUUAUUUAGGAAGAAUUUGAAGAUGCUGUUGCCAGGAUCAAGAGAGAAUGAGAGGAGAUUGUCGGUGAUUUUUAAGAUUGCGAGCAGAAAGAAAGUUGGGAUACUUUUGCUGCUCAUCAUCACGACGAUUGUUGUUGUGUUGUCCUUCUUCGCUGUCAAUAGAGCACCUCCCUCCUACAUAUUAUGGAAUUUAGCUGCCAUGAUCUCAUGUAAUCCUCAGACUGGAAGGCAUCUGUUGCACUUGCAAAUAAUUUCAAAGCUGCUCACAGGUUCAACAUUUGAUCAAGUCGGCAUUAUCUCUGAAGUUGCGUCUAUUAUUAGAGAGUUUACCAAACCACUAGCUAAUCAUGGUCUUUAUCUAGUUGAAGCUGAAAGAGUAAGUAGGCAUCCUGUAUUGCUCGUUGCAGCUGCAGAUAGUUCUGAAGGUUUGCAACCACCAGUCAGACGUUGCGUCAGCCAUGAAAUUGCCAUGAGUCCUUUGAUAGAGGCUCAACGAGCUGAUAUGUUAUCCUCUUCUCUUGAGGGUGUCUCAAAGCUCCAGCAUGAGAACAUCAGAGACGACUUAAUUAAAGAUGUUAUUGGGCAGACAUCCAGUUUUAUGCCUAGGGAUAUAAAUGGUUUGGUGGCUGAUGCUAGUGCUAAUUUUGUACAUCGAAUCCUCAAUGACAAAGAUAAUAAUGGAUCCAGAGAGUCUGGUGAGAAAACUAUUUCCAAAGUGAUGUCAGCUCAGGAUGAGAAAAGUGUAAAAUAAACAUAUCUAUAAACUAGGAAAUCCACUGGUGUCCCAUAACACCAUUGGACAUGAUGUAUAUCUGCCACUACAUAUGAAGUAUACGUUAUAGAUCUUGUGACUACCUUUUUUUAUUAUAGCUUGACAAUAAAAUUGUAUAGUUGGUUAUGUAUUUGUUUUUCUCUACGCAUUCUUUCUCUUACCUAAUUUUUUUCUAAUAUGUGAUACGUACCAACAGGGUAGGUUCCCAAGUUUCAUACUUUUUAUGACGUGUUUUGAUCAGUUCAUGAACUCAAUUCCAUUCUCUAGCCUCCCUAUAGCUAAGAUCAAUGUCAGCACAAAAUAUUUCCUUCUUGCCAAUAUUGACAAAAUGAAGGUCGCUCUAUCAUCUAAUCAAUUGUUUGUGGAAAUUAGAAUAAGACGCGUAUACUUAUACUGCAAUUAUCUACUUUACAUAGUUUUGGUAAUAAUUAACUUCUUAUGUGACUAACCUUUGAUUGCAUGUGAUAAACUAUGUAGGAUAUAUCGUUUGAAAGUUCGAAACUGGACUUGAUUCGGCCUUGUUAUGAAGCUACAUUGGGGGUUUAUUCACUGGAGGAUGAACUCAUCAUUGAAGUUCAAUGUAGAGCCAUGCCAGGGUCAUCGUCCUCCAUUAAGAUGCAGUGCUCCUCAGAAGUUGAAAAGCAUUUGAGUGCAGGCACUAUGAUUUAAGAGUUUGUACUUGAGGUGACCUUCAGGCUGAGACUUAUGUUCUUUUUUAUUUCAGGCAUCGUCCUCCAUUAAGACAAAAAAUACACUUUUUAUUUUAAUGAAAGAGGAAUUUUAGUCAUGUACUUUGGACAAAAGAAAAAACUUGUACUAAAGUCA